This is a messenger RNA of Medicago truncatula (barrel medic), 2744 nucleotides long. RefSeq names its product receptor-like protein kinase FERONIA. Gene Ontology annotation, molecular function: transmembrane receptor protein tyrosine kinase activity; ATP binding. The transcript has a single exon. The coding region runs from base 19 to 2649 and encodes 876 amino acids. Lineage: Eukaryota; Viridiplantae; Streptophyta; Magnoliopsida; Fabales; Fabaceae. The record is from RefSeq and is a predicted model, not a curated record. Gene Ontology annotation, biological process: protein phosphorylation.
CUCUCUUCUCACACAACUAUGGCAAACACCAUAAACAAAAAAAAUUACACAAAAAUCAGCAUACUUUCUCUCAUUUUGCUACUGUUCCCUCUACUAGCUACCUCAUACAAUCCAAUUUACAAUAUAGCCAUUAGUUGUGGCUCCUCAACGAACACUACUGCCUUAGAUAGUCGAAUUUGGGUUGGUGAUAAUAAUGAUAACACAAAACUCUUUACUUUCAUUGAACCAAAAACCACUAAUCCAUCUCCUAAAACAUCACUUAAAUCCCCAAAUUUCACAGUUCCAUACACACACGCACGUGUCUCUUUCUCAAAUUUUACAUACUCAUUUUCUAGCAUCACUGUUUCCCCUGUUUUUCUUCGCCUUUAUUUUUACCCUGCAUCGUAUCAAAAUUUUGAACCCUCAAAUGCACUUUUCUCUGUCAAAGUAAACAACAAUCUCACCCUUCUUCAAAACUUCAACCCUUCACUUUGGCUUCAUCAUGAUGAGAAUAAUAUCAUCAAAGAGUAUUGCAUCCAAAUUAAAACAAAUGAGAAGCUAAACAUAACUUUCAUUCCCACAUCAAAUGUUAGUUAUGCUUUCAUUAACGGAAUCGAAGUUGUGUCUAUGCCUUCUUUUCUCUAUUACACAAACCUCAGUGACCAAGAUUAUCGUAUCAAGUUAGAUGGCUCUGAAGAUAUACCAUACCAAAUUCUUAAUGACAAAGCUUUGGAGAUGGUUUAUAGAGUCAACGUUGGUCGAAUUCAAGUUCCACCAAACCAAGAUACAGGUAUGUUUCGUAAUUGGGACAAUGAUUAUCCUCGUUACUUGGAGAAACAAUAUCCGCUAAGCGUAUCAAAUGAUUAUGAACAUCAUCUAAACUAUUUAAAAAAUGCCAUUCCAAAUUACACUGCACCAGAAGCUGUUUAUUUAACUGCAAGAAGUUUAGAAAUGAAAUUAUUGGUAUCAAAUGGUUUUGGUGUGUCUAGUAGUUGGGAAAAUGAUUUCAAUGUAACUUGGAAUUUUGAGGUUGAUUCUGGUUUUACUUAUAUGGUAAGGUUACAUUUUUGUGAGUUUGAUCCGGAUAUAACAAAUAAAGGUGAUAGAGUCUUUCAGAUAUUCAUAGAUAACACUUUGGUUGAAGAAAAGGCGGAUGUGAUAGGGUGGAGUGGUGCUCGUAUGGUUCCUGUUCAUAAGGAUUAUGCAAUGUCUAUGGACUAUCAAGAAGGAAGCUCUCAACUUGAAAGAGCUAAUCUUUCAAUCAAGCUUCAACCAUUGACAGAAUACAAUGGUUUCAUAUUGAAUGGAAUCGAGAUUUUAAAAAUAAGUGACAAAAAUAACAAUCUCGCGAUUGCAGUUUCAACCCAAUCGUCAAAAAUAACUAAGAUCACCCCACUUGUGGCUAUUGUUGUUGUGACUUCAGUUUCUGGCCUUGUGCUAGCAAUUUCCAUGGGUAUCACUGUUUUUUGGAUAAUAAGAAGGUGUCAUAAUGUCAUGGAAGAUAAUUUAUUGAAGACAAAGAACGGGGAGUCUUUGCCGCCCCAUCUGUGCCGCUCCUUUACAAUCGCAGAGAUCAAAGCAGCUACAAACAACUUCGAUGAUGCUUUUAUCAUCGGAGUUGGAGGGUUUGGCAACGUGUACAAAGGUUGUGUUGAUGGAUCCACACUUGUUGCGGUUAAGCGCCUCAAAUCGGGCUCUCAACAAGGUGCCAACGAGUUCAUGAAUGAAAUCGAGUUGCUCUCCCAGCUUCGCCACAUUCACUUGGUGUCCCUCGUGGGAUAUUGCAACGAUGACACAGAGAUGAUUUUGGUUUAUGAGUUCAUGCAGCACGGUACUCUUUGUGAGUAUCUUUAUGGUUCUAAUAACGAGCCACUACCUUGGAGGCAGAGGCUUGAAAUUCUAUUAGGUGCCGCAAGAGGGCUGAAUUAUCUUCAUGCUGAGGUGAAGCACAAAAUAAUACAUCGUGACGUGAAGAGCACCAACAUAUUGUUGGAUGAAAAAUGGAUAGCUAAGGUUUCCGACUUCGGGUUAUCCAAGGUGGGACCUACAGGGAUAUCGACUACCCACAUCAGCACAAUGGUGAAAGGAAGCCUUGGGUAUUUAGAUCCUGAGUACUAUAUGUUCCAAAGGCUAACUCUAAAAUCAGAUGUGUACUCGUUCGGUGUGGUACUUCUUGAAGUGUUGUGUGCUAGGCCACCUUUGGUUCGUAAUUUGGAUAAGAAUACUGCUAGUCUAGUUUGUUGGUUCAAAAGAUGCUACGAAGAAGGUGUGGCGAUUGAACAAAUAGUGGAUCCAUUCCUAAGAGAUUCCAUCACGGGCGAGUGUUUAGAAUAUUAUUGCAAGUUGGCGUUAAGUUGUUUGCAUGAUGAUGGAAUUCAACGACCCUCAAUGAGUCAAGUGGUUGGGGGUUUAGAGUUUGCGUUGCAAUUGGUGGUGAGUGAGGAAGAUUACGACGUUUGUACGACCCAAAAAGAGAUAACAUGCAUAAAAGGCCUACGGUUCUCGCAAUCUAUGAGUGAUGAAGGGAGUGGUAUGCAUUUCGCAAGAUCCCAGACUUUUAAGGAGAGCACAAUCUCAGCGAGGUCAAUUACAAAAGAACAUCUUUUCUCUGAGAUUAGGAAUCAAAAAAGACGAUCGUAUUCAUGUCAAAACUUCAAAGUUUAUAUUUAGCAGUUAAUAUGGAACACCACCUUAUAUAUGUAUAGCGUAAUGUAAUAUCAAAACUAAAUAAUUUCAGUACUUAGCGAAAAGAUGUUGUUUGAUCA